Phalaenopsis equestris is the source of this 2817-nucleotide messenger RNA. RefSeq names its product mannosyl-oligosaccharide glucosidase GCS1. The transcript has 22 exons. Gene Ontology annotation, biological process: protein N-linked glycosylation; oligosaccharide metabolic process. The record is from RefSeq and is a predicted model, not a curated record. The coding region runs from base 183 to 2780 and encodes 865 amino acids. Gene Ontology annotation, molecular function: Glc3Man9GlcNAc2 oligosaccharide glucosidase activity. Lineage: Eukaryota; Viridiplantae; Streptophyta; Magnoliopsida; Asparagales; Orchidaceae. Gene Ontology annotation, cellular component: endoplasmic reticulum membrane.
UCCUGCUCAAAUCCUGCAACCAAACAGUCCCGAAGAUAAUCUUGUCUGCCUUCUCCAUCCGGCAAUCCUGUGAAGGUUCCAGCAAGGAACUGCAGGAACCUGGUACCUCCUUGUUGAUACUGCAGUCCAGUAAAUCUGGAGCAGCUCUGGUUUCCAUAAUAAAUGCUUUGAGCUUCGAAGGAAUGAGUGGAGGAAGCAGAGCGACUGCUCGUAGCCGUGGGAAGCCCCGGGCCGGAGACGGCGCAGGCGGCGAUUCGUCUGCUGGUAAUCUAAGAGCCGCAGUAGGAAGAGGAAGAGCGAAAAGCCGCGAUCAUGGUCUUCUCCGUAUCAUGAACGUGAGGGUUCGGACGCUUCUAGGGAUUGGUUUUGGCUUUUUUGUUAUACUUAUGGCAUCAUUCUUGUUCUACAAUCUCUAUGGCCGAUCCGAUGAUGAUCCUGAGGUUCGAAAGUUGAUGAGAAUUGUCACACCCUUGCCUGCACCGAAGAUGUUGGAUUUGGCCCAGUUUCAGGGAGAGCACAAGGAAAGCUUGUAUUGGGGAACUUACAGGCCUCACGUCUAUCUUGGGAUCCGUGCAAGAAACCCAAAGUCAUUAAUUUUUGGACUAAUGUGGAUUGGCAUAAAAGACGGGCAAUAUUUACUUCGACAUGUAUGCCAGGACUCUGAUGGUCUUAGCACAUAUGGUUGGAUUGAACACAAUGGUCGAGAUUAUGGUCGUCAGGUAUUGGUGGAUCAAGCCUUUACUUUAACCACUAGUUUCUUAAAGGAGAGUGGAGAUGGUAGCAGUUAUGGAGGAGAUUGGGCCGUAAGAUUAGAAGCGCAGAAUGUGAAAUCGAUUUCAGAUGAAGCAAAGUCGAGUUCUGCACAUCUUUUCUUUUAUAUUGCUGAUGAAGAUGGGAAUUCUCUUAGUCUAGGAAGAGAGAGAUUGGAAUAUCAAGAUGACAUUCUUUUGUCUUCUGGUUCACGUGGGGAUGUUGGAGGAUGGGAAUUUCAUUUGAAAUCAAUGGAAAAAAUGGAAAUCCAUUAUGCAGGAUUCAAGACUCUUCACCUGCACAACUUGACUGAGCUGGUUCAGGGCACUCUUGCUUUCAAUGCAAGAAGUACUGGGCUUCUUGCUCUACCAGAUGCUUUAGAAGAUUCUCCCAACAUCAUUGUUUUUCAGUUUUCUGUGAAGCUCCCUUCAGUUUUGGAUUUAGCUUUUGUAUCUGGAACUGAUUCCAAGGGCUCAAUGGUAAAUGAUCGUAUAAAUGCUCUUACAGGCACCAUGCUGACACAUAAACUAGAUGAGAGAAAAAAAUAUUUUGAAGACAAAUAUAAUAGAUGUUUUAACACAAUGGAUAAGGUAGAUUCAGAGACAAUAUUUGUCGGGAAGGCAGCAAUUGCAAAUCUACUUGGUGGAAUUGGCUACUUUUAUGGUCAAUCGAAAAUUGCCCUUCCCAAGGGCUUUAGUCAAAAAGAUGGGGAAAAAUUCAUUUCUUACUGGCCGGCUGCACUAUAUACAGCUGUUCCAAGCCGCUCGUAUUUUCCUAGAGGUUUUCUAUGGGAUGAGGGUUUCCAUCAGUUGCUUAUUUGGCGUUGGGAUAUUGACAUAUGCUUGGAUAUAAUUGGCCAUUGGCUAGAUUUGAUAAAUGUUGAUGGUUGGAUUCCUCGAGAGCAAAUUUUAGGUGCUGAAGCUUUAAGCAAGGUUCCUCAUGAAUUUGUUCCUCAACAUCCCUCAAAUGGAAAUCCACCUACAUUAUUUCUCGUUCUGCAUGAUUUAUUAAGCAAUUCGAAGUCAAGCAAGUUUUCUGAUGAAGAUAUGGAUAGGAUUUCUAGCUUCUUUGGCAGAGCAUAUAUUCGUCUUGCAGCAUGGUUUCAAUGGUUCAAUAAUACACAGUCUGCGAAGAAUGCGACCGCUUUCUAUUGGCAUGGAAGGGAUAAUGCAACUACUAUGGAGCUGAACCCAAAGACUUUGUCGUCUGGUCUGGAUGACUACCCUCGUGCGUCCCACCCAAGUGAGGAUGAGCGCCACUUAGACCUAUGGUGUUGGAUGCAUCUUGCUUCAGAUUGCUUGCAUUCAAUUGCAGAGAUAAUAGGAAUGCAAAAUUCCUCUGCUAAGGACUAUAAUCUAACAGCUAAAAAACUCGUGAAAUUUGAAGUUCUUAAUCAGCUGCAUUUGGAUGAAGCUUCUGGAGCUUAUUUUGAUUAUGGAAAUCAUACGGAGAAGGUUCGCCUGCGCUGGCACGAAGUGAACGUCGGCAACAGCGCGAAACGAGAACUUUUUCGAGAAACAUUAGAAAAAUCCUAUUUACAAUUAGUUCCACAUAUUGGCUACAUCAGCCUUUUCCCUUUUAUAAUGAACAUCAUUCCACCUGAAUCCUGGAUUCUUGGAAGACAGCUAGAUCUUAUUUCCAACCGUUCGAUCUUGUGGACAGAUUAUGGAAUUCGUUCACUUUCUAAAACAAGCUCCUUGUACAUGAAACGCAACACAGAGCAUGACCCACCAUACUGGAGAGGCCCCAUUUGGAUAAAUCUAAAUUACAUGAUUCUUGCAGCUCUAAACCAUUACUCCAAAGUUGAUGGACCAUACAGGAGUAGAGCACAUGAACUAUACAAAGAUCUUAGAUCUAAUUUGAUCAGAAAUAUUGUGAAAAACUAUUAUGAGACUGGGUAUUUGUGGGAACAGUAUGAUCAAGCAGGCAAAGGGAAGGGCAGAGGCACAAGACCCUUCACUGGUUGGACUUCUCUUGUUGUUCUGGCAAUGGCAGAGCAAUUUCCAAGCUUUCAGCUAAAUUAUAAAUAAUUAAAUUUAUUUUUUUAACUCAAGCUGUUUAAUUAUU